This is a messenger RNA of Nothoprocta perdicaria, 3221 nucleotides long. It is a transcript of the gene RGS9, whose product is annotated as regulator of G protein signaling 9. The record is from RefSeq and is a predicted model, not a curated record. Bases 1 to 1458 code for a protein of 485 amino acids. NCBI's taxonomy places the organism in Eukaryota, Metazoa, Chordata, Aves, Tinamiformes, Tinamidae. Gene Ontology annotation, biological process: intracellular signal transduction; regulation of G protein-coupled receptor signaling pathway; G protein-coupled receptor signaling pathway. The transcript has 17 exons.
AUGACCGUGGCGCGGCUGGACCAGGGGCAGCGCCACCGCCCGCGGAUGGCCUUCCUCAAAAAGAUYGAGACCCUUAUGAUGGAAAUGCAGAAUCCGGACACGGGCGUCAAGACGCACACUCAGAGGGUGAUGAUCACAAACAUCCCGCACGCCGUGACAGGUAAUGAUAUACUGCAGUGGAUUCUCCAGCGUUUGCAGAUCACUGGAGAAGAGGCACUGCACCUGGGGGACCUGUUUGUCAAGUAUGGAUACAUCUAUCCUCUGCAGGAGCCAAAGAACCUCGCCCUCAAAGCAGACAGCAGCCUGUACAGGUUCCAAACUCCCUAUUUCUGGCCCGCACAGAGCUGGCCUGCUGAUGACACAGACUAUGCAAUUUACCUAGCAAAGAAGAACAUAAAGAGGAAGGGGAUUUUAGAAGAAUAUGAAAAGGAACAUUACAACAUGCUCAAUAAAAAAAUAAACUACAAAUGGGAUUUUGUUAUUAUGCAGGCCAAAGAGCAGUAUAAGGCAGGGAAGGAGCGGAAGAAGGCGGACAGGUACGCGCUGGACUGCCAGGAGAGAGCCUACUGGCUCGUGAACCGAGUGCCUCCCRGCAUGCAAGAUGUCCUGGAGUAUGGAAUAGACCGAGUAACAGAUCCUAACGAAAAUAAGAAAAAAACCAUGGAUGUUUAUAGGAGAGAGAUCAUGUACUAUCAGCAGGCCAUCAUGAAGACCAGAGUGAAAUCRUCCGUCUCCCUGGGAGGGCUUGUGAAGUACUGUGAGCAGUUCCUCUCCAAUGACCCUUUGCUGUCUGGAUGUCUCCCCAGCAACCCCUGGAUAACCGAUGAUCCCGAGUUCUGGGACCUCAAUGCGAAGCUAGUGGAAAUCCCCACCAGAAUGCGCGUGGAGCGAUGGGCCCUCAACUUCAGCGAGCUGAUAAGAGACCCCAAAGGUCGGCAGAACUUCCAGCUCUUCCUGAAGAAGGAGUUCAGCGGAGAGAAUUUGAGUUUCUGGGAAGCCUGUGAGGAUCUCAAGUAUGGAGACCAAUCCAAAGUCAAAGAAAAAGCAGAAGAAAUUUACCAACUCUUCCUGGCUCCAGGAGCGAGGCGCUGGAUCAACAUCGAUGGCACCACAAUGGGCAUCACUGUGAGAGGUCUCAAGCACCCUCAUCGUUACGUGUUAGAUGCUGCUCAGACCCAUAUUUACAUGCUGAUGAAAAAGGACUCCUAUGGCCGCUAUUUAAAGUCUCCAAUAUACAAGGAAAUGCUGGCCAAGGCCAUUGUGCCUCAAGAGACGGUCAAAAAAAGCUCCAGUUUCCUCUUUGGACGGCGCCACCUCCGCUCCAGCCCUAGCCCCAUCAUCCUGAGGAAGCUGGAGGAAGAGGCCAAAGCCAGAGAAGCCGCCACCACUGUGGACAUCACGCAGGUUAUGAGCAAGCUGGACCGCAGGAGCCAGCUCAAGAAGGACCCUCCCAAGUAGGCUCUGAGCCCCGCGGGGCGCAGCCCGGGGGAAAGACAAGCUGAGGCUGCUUGAGCUUCGUCUCCCCUUCCUGAAGGUGUCAGUGCUGCUUUACGUUUGCCCGGCCCGCUCUGCCAGCAGCCCCGCUCGCUGCCUGUCACUGCUCCCUGCAGCAGCACGUGCUGCUUCCCGGGCAUGGAAGUGCUGCUGGAGACUUGCUGCUGGCUGGGCAGGAGCCUUGGUGCCACCAGCUCCUCUCCUGCACACUCCCAAGGGGGUGUUUUCCAGCAGCCCUGGGCCCCCGGGAUGGCCGGGCAUCUCUCUGCCUCUCGCUCUGCUGCUGGCAGCCUGGGAUGGCACGAGGCAGGAUACAGCCCUGCUCCUGCUGCUGCCCAAGUCCUUGGGGUGGAAACUGGCUUUAUCCAGAGCAGAGCUGGGGCUCCCGCUGGGAGCAGAGUGCGACUGCCCACCUUGGAAUGUGAUGGUGUGGGUGCUUGUCCUCUAAUGCAUGUGGAAGAGCCACGGACACCUGCAGGGCAGACUUCCCAUGAGGUCAACAUGAUGAGGGCUCCCAAAGGUUUAGGUGACCCUCCUUUUUAAUGACAGUCCCAAGUCCCCUGUUCCAUGUGGAGGUAAUGAGUGAAAGCAUGAGGAUUCUCCCUGUUACCCUUCCUCAUGACGACCUGGUGUGCAGGCUUGGAGAGCAGGCUCUUGCAAGAGCUUGCAGGAGGGCUUCAGGGAUGCAGCCAAGGCUUUGUGUUUCUUUUAUCAAAUCCUUUCUGACUCAUCUUGUCUUUUUCCUGCUCUUCUGUUUUGUGUUGCUUAAAAAAUAACAUAAUGUAGUUCCAGUUGCCACUGGUUUGUAGCCCAGGGGCAAGGAAGAACCAGGAUGGAGGCAUUAAUAGCUGAUUUCAGCUUUAAGUAGUGGUUUUUCUCCUUUACUCUUUAGAAUGAGGAAACCUAAACAAGUCGUUUAGUGCUAAAGAACUUGGGGAGAUCCCAGGCUUUGCUGGGAAGCCCCUGUGUGUCUGUACCAAGCUCGCCAUUACCAGAAGUGAGAAGAUUCCCACAAAGCCCGAUAAAAGGAGUGGGGAGGCAGAAAAGCUUCCUUAUUCAAGAGAAUUUAGAGGAAGCAGAGGGACUGGGUGGGAAAUGCCAAGGGCAGGAAACCUGUUGAGUCCUKCUAUUGGUGUUUUGUCCCUCAUUCCUACUGGGUUGAUUUUGCAGCAAGUGGGAGGUGCAGAAAGCUGGAUGCUUGGGAACUGUUGAGUAUCAGGGUGUUGAGCACCAGCCUCUCACUAACAUGGAAAUAACUGAGCAAUAGGUAGGUCCCUCACAGCAGUUCGCGCCCUCCCUGCGCAUAUUAGUCCUGAUUCUGUGUCUGAUAGCUGGUCUGAGCUGGUGUYGCUGUAAAACUAGUCUCCUUUUAUAGCUGAGUUAAGGUGACUUCUGUAACCUCUUUUAACCUCAUGGUGAUAAAUCUUCUUAGAGGAACUGAAACCACAUUGUAUGGGGUUUUGGCUUGGAUGCCAAGGCCUGCUUGCUCUGUCCCUGCCCGUGUUCCCAAUGGAAGCAAUGGCAAAUUUUUGCAAUGCCAUAAAGGGAAGCAGGCUCAGACUGUAAAAUUUCUUAUUUUUGCUUGCAACUGGAAGACUGACUUAYGUGACGUACUGAGCACCAUCAACCUGAGCUGAGGGCUCUGAAGGACACAAGGGAGCUUGGCAAGGCUGGCCCAAAGCUUUUGGCUGGGAGGAGCUGCACCAUCUCCUCAGGAUUUGUAUAGG